CUUCCCAGAAACUCUUCCUCGGCUUCCUGAUCUCUGACUCUGGUCUCUGAGCUCUGGACUUUUUCUUUCCCACUGAGCUAUAAGGAUUUUAAAGAAUCUUUUCUACUUCACGAUGGAGGCCACCUCUGUGGAGUACGGAGACACCUAUGACUACUACGAUGACAACGAGACCGCCUGUGACUUCUCAGAGUGGGAGCCAUCCUACUCCCUCAUCCCUGUGUUCUACAUGCUGAUCUUCAUCCUGGGCCUGUCGGGUAAUGGCGUCGUCAUCUUCACCGUCUGGAGGUCCAAAUCCAAACGCCGGGCAGCAGAUGUCUACAUUGGUAACCUGGCCCUGGCCGACCUGACCUUCGUGGUGACCCUGCCUCUGUGGGCGGUCUACACAGCGCUGGGCUACCACUGGCCCUUUGGCGUGGCACUCUGUAAGAUCAGCAGCUAUGUGGUCCUGGUCAACAUGUAUGCCAGCGUUUUCUGCCUCACCUGCCUGAGCUUUGACCGUUACCUGGCCAUCGUGCACUCCCUGUCCAGCAGCAGGCUGCGUUCCCGGGCCACCAUGCUGGCCUCACUGGGUGUGAUCUGGUUCUUGUCGUGUCUGCUGGCUGUUCCCACACUCUUGUUCCGCACCACCGUGUACGAGCAGAACAACAACCGAACGACCUGCGCCAUGGACUUCAGUCUGGUGACCAUGAACCAGAGGCACGAGUCCCUCUGGAUAGCUGGACUCAGUUUGUCCUCAUCAGCUCUGGGCUUCCUGCUGCCAUUCCAGGCCAUGACCAUCUUCUACUGCUUCAUCGGCUGCACGGUCACACGGCACUUCAAUAACCUGCGCAAGGAGGACCAGAAGAAAAAGCGGCUUCUGAAGAUCAUCACCACGCUGGUGGUGGUGUUUGCAAUCUGCUGGACGCCGUUCCACGUGCUGAAGAGCAUGGACGCCCUAUCCUACCUGAACCUAGCUCCCAACUCCUGCGGCUUCCUGCGCUUCCUGCUCCUGGCUCACCCGUACGCCACCUGUUUGGCGUACGUCAACAGCUGCCUCAACCCCUUCCUGUAUGCCUUCUUUGACCUGCGCUUUCGUUCUCAGUGUCUGUGCCUCCUCAAUUUGAAGAAGGCUAUGCACGGCCACAUGAGCUCUAUGUCGUCCACGCUCAGCGCCCAGACUCAGAAGUCUGAGGUCCAGUCCCUGGCCACCAAGUUGUAGAGCGGGCAGGUGAAGGUGGAGCAGGGCUGCGGGACAGUUUGACCUCCAACCUUUGGAACGCUUGUAAAAAUAAGGAUUUUGCGUUCAGAGCUGGUGAGGUGAUGAAUGCUGGACUGCCGUGGCUCUCAUGAGACUUCCGUGGACUUGGGGAGCUUGAACGAGCCAGUGCCUCAGAGAAGAUGCCUAUUUUUUGUUCCAUUUAGUGACUGAGGCAGCGCGCUGUGCCGCUGCCUGUUGUUUCUGUUUGUCUUUACACUGGAUGAAGCCUAAUGCUGUAUUUUCGUACCAGAGCUGCAGGUUUUGCACCUGUCUGGUUUCUGGUGAGCACUUGUUGAAUGAUGACAGGGAAACGUGUCCGUGCUGUUUGGAAGGCGAGUGAGACAUCAGAGGAGAAAAGGUGUCGUGGUUUAAUGAUGUGUUUGGAGUCGGGGGGAGACGGCAGAUGGCUGCUGACAAAUGUUGUGGAACGAGAACCUCACACGUACUGAUGUCUGUGUUUUAUUCUUUCACCAUGCUGGAACUAACUACUGCAUUAAAGAUGAAGUGGCUUCAUGGC
Messenger RNA from Thalassophryne amazonica, 1754 nucleotides. Its product is annotated as apelin receptor A. The transcript has a single exon. NCBI's taxonomy places the organism in Eukaryota, Metazoa, Chordata, Actinopteri, Batrachoidiformes, Batrachoididae. Gene Ontology annotation, biological process: G protein-coupled receptor signaling pathway; immune response. Gene Ontology annotation, molecular function: G protein-coupled receptor activity. The record is from RefSeq and is a predicted model, not a curated record. Gene Ontology annotation, cellular component: membrane. Bases 113 to 1198 code for a protein of 361 amino acids.